This is a messenger RNA of Lucilia sericata (common green bottle fly), 2634 nucleotides long. RefSeq names its product probable ATP-dependent RNA helicase DDX27 (gene Rs1). The record is from RefSeq and is a predicted model, not a curated record. Gene Ontology annotation, molecular function: ATP binding; nucleic acid binding; RNA helicase activity. The coding region runs from base 171 to 2531 and encodes 786 amino acids. NCBI's taxonomy places the organism in Eukaryota, Metazoa, Arthropoda, Insecta, Diptera, Calliphoridae. The transcript is spliced from 4 exons.
GUAGCUUUCGUGUAGUGGCAACUCUUUAGCUGUCAACAAAUUGUUUUUCUUUCUUGCUUCACGUGUUAAAGUGUUUUUGAUAUUCUUUAAAAUUUUAUGAUAAAAUUAUUUAAAAAAUAUAUGAUAUAUAAAUUAAAUUAUAAAUAAAACUAUUAAAAAAGAAAAAUAAAAUGGUAGUGGUCAGAAAUAUGGAUUUAAUUACCACUAUAGAAGAUGAUGCGGAAGUAGAAAAUCUAUCAGAAGAUUCCGAUGCAGAAGUGGAGUAUCAACCCACCAAACUAAAACACAAAAAAGUAACCGAGUUUGAAAAAAAUUUCGAAUUUGUUAGUUCCGUGAAGGAAUACAAUCAAGACACUUGGGAUGAUUUGAUGAAAUAUGUUAAGCGUAAGGCACGCACAAAGACCGAUGAUAAAAUUGCAGCACGUCUUAAGCAAAGAGAGGGAGAGAGUGGUGAAGCUAUUAAUCCCAAAGAUGAGGAUAGUGGUGAUGAAAUUGAUUUGUCCGAGGACGAAUUGAAACAUGACAAUUUACGUUUGAGAGAGAAAAAAUUGUCCAAGAAAAAGAAGAAAAACAAGGGAGGCAGUGAUGAUGAAUCCGAAGAAGAGGGUGAAAAAAUGCAAUUCGAUGAGGCCAUUGAAUCAAAUGAAGCCAUUACUUCUUUCUACCAAAUGAAUCUUUCCCGACCUUUAAUGAGAGCCAUCGGAGUUUUGGGUUAUAUCUAUCCCACUCCCAUUCAAGCCUCCACAAUACCUAUAGCUCUCUUGGGUAGAGAUAUUUGUGGUUGUGCUGCUACGGGUACCGGUAAAACGGCUGCUUAUAUGUUACCUACCGUGGAACGUUUACUUUAUCGUCCUAUGAAUAAUAAAACGGUAACCAGAGUGUUGGUUUUAGUACCCACUCGUGAAUUGGGUGCUCAGGUCUAUCAGGUCACUAAACAGCUGUGUCAAUUUACUACUAUUGAUGUGGGUCUGGCCAUUGGUGGUUUAGAUGUUAAGGCUCAAGAAAUGGUUUUACGUCAAAAUCCUGAUAUUGUUAUUGCUACACCUGGUCGUUUGAUUGAUCAUAUUAAGAAUACACCCAGUUUUAGUUUGGAUUCAAUUGAGGUUCUUAUACUCGAUGAAGCCGAUCGUAUGUUGGACGAAUACUUUGCCGAACAAAUGAAAGAAAUUAUUAAUUCUUGUUCGAAAACCAGACAGACUAUGCUUUUCUCGGCCACCAUGAGUGAACAAGUUAAAGAUUUAGCUGCCGUUUCUCUUAAUAAACCCGUCAAAGUUUUCGUUAAUAACAAUCAGCAAGUAGCCUUUAAUUUGCGUCAGGAAUUUAUACGUAUUCGUGAGGAUAAAGAAGGUGAUCGUGAACCAAUUUUGGCUAGUUUAAUAUGUCGUACUUUCCAUGAUCAUUGCAUGGUCUUUGUACAGACAAAGAAACAAGCUCAUCGCCUUCACAUACUCUUGGGUUUGUUGGGCAUUAAGGCUGGUGAAUUGCAUGGUAAUCUAACGCAACAACAACGUUUGGAAUCUUUGAAAAAGUUUAAGGAAGAGCAAAUAGAUGUUCUCAUAGCUACCGAUGUAGCUGCCAGAGGUUUGGAUAUUGUGGGUGUUAAGACAGUUAUUAACUUUGUUAUGCCCAUAACCACUGAACAUUAUAUACAUCGUGUGGGUCGUACAGCUCGUGCUGGCAGAGCUGGUAUAUCGGUGUCGUUGGCCGGUGAAAAGGAAAGAAAGAUUGUUAAGGAUAUUAUAAAGAAUGCUGAGGGUUCAGUAAAGAAUCGUAUUAUUCCCCCCGAGAUUAUAGAAAAAUAUCGCAAUAAAUUAACAGCCUUAGAACCGGAAAUACAAAACAUUUUGGAUGAAGAGCAGGCAGAACGACAAAUAGCCAAAAUGGAGCAACAAUUAUCGAAAACUGAACGUAAAUUGUUGGGUGCUAAAAAUGAACAUCGUGAUUGGUUCCAAACUAAAAAACAACGUGAAGAAGAAAAACAACGUCUGUCACUUAACCCUGAUGAUCCUAAAACUAAAAAGUCGGAAGAUAAAAAUAAAAAACGUAAACGUCCUGAGUAUGGUGGUGAUGGUGAGGAUGGUCCCCCCGUCAAGGAAUUAAGUGCCAAAAAGAAAAAGAAGGAAGAAGCGGCUAAAAGAGUUAAAACACCCGAACAGUUGGCUAAAGAAAGAGCCAUGAAAGAAAUCGAAAAGGUUUCUUUGGUAAGAGCUAAAAUUUCUAAAUUGCGUAAACGUCCUGGUAAACUGUCAGCCGUUUCGGAUGUCUCCUCCUUCUCGAAAGGUGGUAAUACAAAUAAACCCAGACGUGGCGGUAAUUCAGCUUUCACUAAUGAUUUAACCGAUGUUAGCCGCAGCGGAGCUUUACGUUUGCGUUCGGAAGCUAAUCGUCAUCAGAAAAUGUCUAAGAUUUCGGCCAAAAAGAAGACUAGUAAUGUUAAAUUGAUUAACAAGGCGGGUAAGAAUAAAUUCAACAAGGGCAAGAGUUUUGGUGGUCCCAGAUUUGCCAAAAAGGAUAAAAAUAAAAAGAAAUAGAUGGGAUUUUCUUAAAUGUAAAUACAGAUUUUAGACUUUAAGACUUUUUAUGAGUUAAAAUUUAAAAAAAAAGUUUAAUAAAAUGUUUUUAAAUAAAUGAAAA